This is a messenger RNA of Colletotrichum truncatum, 1026 nucleotides long. RefSeq names its product NAD-dependent epimerase dehydratase. Gene Ontology annotation, molecular function: oxidoreductase activity, acting on the CH-OH group of donors, NAD or NADP as acceptor. Lineage: Eukaryota; Fungi; Ascomycota; Sordariomycetes; Glomerellales; Glomerellaceae. The record is from RefSeq and is a predicted model, not a curated record.
AUGACCAAGAUCUUGCUUACUGGCGGCUCCGGCUUCAUCGCCGCUCAUAUCCUCGAGCAGCUCCUCGAGCGCGGCCACGAUGUCGUCACUACCGUCCGCUCUGAGGACAAGGCCCAGAAGAUCCGCAACGCUCACAAGGACCUCGACUCCAAGCGCUUGACCGUCGUCAUCGUCCCUGACAUUGCGCGCGAAGAUGCCUUCGACGAGGUUGUUAAGACGCCCGGCAUCGAGGCCGUCCUGCACACGGCCAGCCCGUUCCACUUCAAGUGGACCGACCCCAAGAAGGAGCUCGUCGACCCCGCCGUGGUCGGCACGACCGCCAUCCUCAAAGCGCUGAAGAGGGAUGCGCCCGGUGUGAAGAGGGUCGUGGUGACGAGCAGCUUCGCGUCCAUCAUCGACGAGGCGAAACUCGACGACCCCAACACCGUCUACGACGAGAAGCACUGGAACCCGGUCACGGUGGAUGACAUCCACCGCAGCCCGGCCACCGCUUACCGCGCGAGCAAGAAGCUCGCGGAGAAGGCCGCUUGGGAGUUUGUUGAGAAGGAGAAGCCCGGCUUCGACCUCGUGACCAUCUGCCCGCCGCUUGUGCUGGGCCCCGUGGUGGACCACUUCGCGGACCUGAACACCAUCAACACCUCUAACGAGCGUGUCGUCGACCUGGUCAACGGAAAGUGGAAGACCGAGAUCGGAGCGACGGGAGCCGCGUACCUGUGGAUCGACGUCAGGGACUUGGCCCUCGCGCACAUUCUCGCUGUGGAGAGGCAAGAGGCCGGUGGCAAGAGGCUGUUCACCACGGCUGGCUGGUUCAGUAACUCGGAGAUUGCCGAUGUCACUAGGAAGAACUUCCCUGAUCUCAAGGAGAAGCUGCCUGCCGAGGGCACCAAGGGCGGGGAGUUGCCUCCUAAGGACAAGGUGUACAGGUAUGAUGACUCGGAGACAGCCAAGAUUCUGGGUAUCAAGUGGAGGAGUCUGGAGGAGAGUAUUGUGGACUUGGUGAAGGAGCUGAAGACCCUCAGCGCCUAG